UCCUACAAAAUUUGGAAAUGAAAUCCUCUCCUCAUGCAUAGUAUCCUAAUAUUUCCUAACGUUCAAUCUUGGUCAUUCAUUUUACACAUGUGGAGCCCAUUAAAGAGGAUAGAGGGUGAUGGAGAGGAUGUAUGCAUUAGGAAACAAUGUGCAUGAGGAGAGGAUCGGGAUCCCAAAAUUUGUACCCACAACACACAUGACACAACACGCUACGUCCAAAAAGAAAAACAAUUAUUUUAUUUUAUUUGUGUGUCCGCACGCAUCACGCGCUCCAUAAAAAAAUCACAAAUUCAUCGCACUAUACAAAGCUUGGAUUUGCCCAGAACGGCAGAGCCAAAAAUGGGCGAGAAUGUUGAGGGCAAAGCGAAGAGGUGGUCUCUUGAGGGAGCAACAGCGUUGGUCACCGGAGGCACGAAAGGAAUCGGGCAUGCCAUAGUUGAAGAGUUGGUUAAAUUUGGAGCGACUGUGCAUACAUGUUCAAGGAAUGAAGCAGAGCUCGACAAAUGCCUGCGAGAAUGGAAGGGGCUGGGCUUCCCCGUCACCGGAUCAGUUUGCGAUGUGUCUUCUCGAGCUGACCAAGAGAAACUGAUGGAGGAAGUCUCUUCUAUUUUCCAUGGGAAACUCAACAUACUUAUCAAUAAUGCAGGCACACUCCUCAUGAAGCCAGCCGUAGAUUACACCGUUGAAGAUUACUCGGCCUUGAUGUCUGCCAACUUCGAGUCUGGCUUCCGUAUCAGCCAGCUAGCUCACCCUCUCCUCAAGGCGUCAGGAGCAGGCAGCAUUGUUCAAAUGUCUUCGGUGUCCGCCGUCAGAGCUGCGCCAUAUUCAGCCCUUUACGCUGCAUCUAAAGGAGCAAUGAACCAGCUUACGAAGAAUCUGGCUUGUGAGUGGGCGAAGGAUAAUAUUCGAACCAAUUGCAUUGCUCCGGGUCUGACCAGAACUCCACUUAUACAAUCUAUAAUGACUGAAGAGAACGAAGCUGAGUUUUCCAGUUCGAUCCCCCUCGGCCGCAUCGCAGAGCCAGAGGAUGUGGCUUCCCUGGCUGUGUUCCUCUGCCUACCCGCUGCUUCUUAUGUUACUGGCCAGCUUAUCUGUGUUGAUGGCGGCAAAACCGUGGUUGGUUAGAAUGUGUGAGUGCUUUCAGUUUGAGGUAUUUUUAUUGGGAUGAAAUAAAUUUGUUAUUUCUCACGUUGUGAAAUAUAUUUUCUGCUGCUUCAUUUGCGUUUGCUGUGUUCAAUAAAAUAUUUGUGAGUUUGUUGA
Molecule: messenger RNA, 1260 nt
Organism: Asparagus officinalis (garden asparagus)
Lineage: Eukaryota; Viridiplantae; Streptophyta; Magnoliopsida; Asparagales; Asparagaceae
Product: tropinone reductase homolog At2g29290-like
Exons: 5
Coding region: 340-1125 (261 amino acids)
Molecular function (GO): oxidoreductase activity
Source: RefSeq, a predicted model, not a curated record